CCACGUGCGUGAAACACGUGCUGGGCUGCUCGCGACCGGCGGGGUUGCGCUGUCGCAUCGGCGUUCCAUUUUGCUUUUUGUUCGCCCUCCGGCCAGCGGCCAUUGUGCGACCCUCGGACGACGCGACGAAAAAAGCAGAGCGAGACUCCCCAAGUUUUGGCUAAAUGGGUUGGUGGGCUGCCUCAGGCGAACGAUGCCGGGCGCGAGGCUGGCUGACCUCAACUCGGUCAUCACGUGCGUGCUGUGCGGCGGCUACCUGGUGAACGCCACGACCCUCGUUGAGUGCCUACACUCGUUUUGCAAGGUGUGCAUCGUGCAAUUCCUGGCCACCAGUCAUCUGUGCCCAAUCUGCGACGUUCCAGUGCACAAGACAAAGCCGCAUCAAUCCAUUCGGCUUGACAAGACACUCCAGGAUAUUGUGUACAAGGUCGUUCCUGGACUUUACCAGAAGGAAAUGAAGAAGAGGCGUGACUUCUACGAGAAGCACCCAGAGAACGACGCGAACGUGACUUGUCCCGAAGAUCGGGGAAUCGUGGACGGCUCUAGUCGGCUCAUCUUCAGCCCCGACGACACCAUCAGCCUCUCCCUGGAGUACAGCACGGGCAAGCAAGAACAGGCGGAAACAUCUGGUGAGAAGGGCCAAAGAACGUCUACGGACUCUGGCAGUGAAACGGAGGCGGUUCCGAAGCGCUUCCUCAACUGCCCGGCGGCCUUCACCAUAAGCCAUCUGCAGAAGUUCAUCCGCAUGAAGUACAGCCUGGCACCCCAGUACCAGGUCGACAUUCUUCAUAUGGAUGACGUGCUAUCUCAUGAUUUUACUUUGAUGGACGUUGCAUAUAUCUACGUAUGGAAAAGGGAUUGCCCUUUGCGCCUCUCUUUUCGGAUAUGCAAGGUGCCUCCAAAGCCUUCUGCUGUCGCAGUACCUUCUCUUAACACAACUAGCGAAGUUGAACAGAUUGCUGCAAAUGGAGCCAACAACAACCAAGAAAAAGAAAUUGUCAAGAAACCUGCAGAAAACAAACCUGCAUUGCUGAAGCCUGCAGAGGACAGUCAAGUCUCGAUGCCACCUCCUCGUACUCCAGAACAGGUGAACAAGCUAACCACGAAGUCACCAUCUGAACCAGCAGGUGCCGUUCCCAGCAGUGUGCCCCAGCCAGAGGAGCCUAGGGAACCUAAUACUACUGCUGUACCUGCUGCUGAGCCUUCCAUCGCUACUGUCGUACCUGCUGCUGAGCAUCAUGCAUUGGAAACACCUGAAAUGAAAACUACUGCAGAGGAGGAAUCUACAGCUCCAGGUAGCCCAAAGGCCAUAGCCCUGGUGCAGUCAACAUCCCCGCAGAGGCAGAAGGCAUCGGAGCCACCAGCAGAGGCUCAGUCACCACCACCAUUGCCAAAGAUCACCAUAAGCACCCUGGACAAGAAUAGUCACAAGAUCUUGAUACACACCAAGGAGGUGCCACCAACUCUGGGUCAGGCCCUAUCGCCCCCCCACAAUGGACAGGAUAGGUCAUCACCCCCUUCUGGAAAGAAGUCCAAACGUAAGGAGCAACGUGACGUUGACAGGCACCAUCAGUCAAAGCGCAAGUCGCCUGAAAAAGUGGAGAAACGGGUUCAGUGGUGCCGGUCUCCACCAGAGGAUGGUGGCCCCAAUAAAAAGCUCAAACUGGAUGGCUGCGACGAUGCCGUGGAGGUGGAUGCUGUGUGCAGAAAGUCCAUCAGCUCUCCUCUACAGAGAUCUGAGGGCGGUGCAUCUCUUCCAGAACCAGCUAAGCACAACAUGCCAAAGGCUGUGCCCAGCCCAAGGAAGCCGCCACCACCACCGCCUGCCCACCCUAGGACCCCACCUUGCACCUCGCUGCCCCCAAACCUGCCACACAGUGAUGAAGACACACGGCCACUUGAUCUGUCAGUAUCCCACCGUGGUGCCACUGCUGCCAUUCCCCAAGAGCCACCUCGUCGUCGAGGCAGGCCUCCCCUUCCUCUGCCCUCAAUCAUGCAGCCCCUGCCGCUAGUGGCUAAGCGGCCUUCCCCUCCUCCGACGACGGCAUACAGUCCUCCUACCUCUACGCCUCUCUUCCACAAGCUGCCAGCCGCACAGCCAUCUUCUUCUUCGUCACACCAUCACCACCACCACCACCAUCGUGGCAACAGCAAGAGCUUUCUCAAGGGUGCCAACUUGACUUGCAUCAACCCAGAUCCUAAUGCAUUUCACACCAAAAUAGUCAUCAAGAAUGUGCCUCCACGUAACUCCACCAACAAUAGCCUCCACAGAGUGUGAGCUUGUUGGCAGUGCCUGGUAGCCAACUUUUGCUCUGGCAGAUCACAAAUUCUGUGGGGCAUGUUUCUAGUCUUCUAGCCUCGGAUGUGCCGGUUUCAGUGAAGGCAGCCCAUCUUUUGGAUUUGGUGCGUGUGCCUGUGUGACAGUGCAGUGUUUGUGCUUACCCAUUGGAUUAUUGGAUUACUGGACUAGUGCUGCAGGAUUGCUCUCAUUUGGAUACACGGAUUCUUCACCUUUUGGAUAACCAAACCCAAAAUUCUAUGAUCUGGAUAAUGAAACCUUGUGUGUCUGAGUGAAAGGUGGUGUUGGCCUGUGUCACAUAUGGAUGAAGCCCUUUGGAUACACUUCGGUGCAUAUGUGUGUGUGUGUGUGAGAGAGAAUUCAGUGACGCCAGAGUGAAUCUCCCCACAUGGAUUACCAUUUCUCUGGCUGGUGUUAUGCCAGCAUCAAAGGAAUGAACGUCGCAUUUCUUUGGAUUACCUGGGAUUACACUUCGAACACUUCUGGAUUACAGUGGACUACACUGCAGCGAAUAUGCCCCAACAGGUAUCGCCUCAUCGUCGUCACGAAGAUCUGUUGGUUGCAUAGAAAAACUUGUUAGCAACAAGUGCAUACUGCAUAGUGUGUCCAUUACAGAGCUGCACUGUAGUCUUUUAUAUUGCAUAGCAGUUGGUCAUAAGGCUCCAGUAUUAUGCAGUUACUGUCUUUAAAGCUAGUGCAAUAGUCUAUUGGGCACAUGUGUCAUUUUGGGAUACCUGACAGGUACUGUACAGGGUCUUCUUCACCCACCUCCUCACCCUUACUACUAUAGGACUGUAUAUAAACCUGUAACGACAGCUCCAGCAUUUCAAUAUUUGAUUUAGCAAUUCUUAUAAUGAUAUAAAAAUCACCCCAUAGGGCAUUUUAUCCCUUUAGAUAUCUGAUGGAGUCACGAAGCAUGGAACAUUACUUCAAACACAGCAAAGUUAUUAUGAUUUACACGAGGUGGUGUUCAGCACAAUCAUGCACAAUGACUGCUCAGUGUCCGAAGUCAACUUACUGGGUGCAAAUUAAGCACUUAUGUUGAUAAAAUUUUGGAUAAAGCAAGAAGCAAGUGGUGGUUAUUGCCAUCUGGCAGACACAAAUGCCAUUGUCAAGCAUGUUAUUCCACCAGCAUAGAAAUAUGUGCAACUACUGCAACCUGCUUCUUACAUGACUUAAUCCAAGCCAGUGGGCACUUGACCAUUACUCUAAUAAAGCUUGAGCAGAACGAGAACAAGGUAGAAGUGGCAGCGAA
Molecule: messenger RNA, 3554 nt
Organism: Dermacentor albipictus
Lineage: Eukaryota; Metazoa; Arthropoda; Arachnida; Ixodida; Ixodidae
Product: polycomb group protein Psc-like
Biological process (GO): negative regulation of transcription by RNA polymerase II
Cellular component (GO): PRC1 complex
Molecular function (GO): promoter-specific chromatin binding
Source: RefSeq, a predicted model, not a curated record